Oncorhynchus mykiss (rainbow trout) is the source of this 4499-nucleotide messenger RNA. The record is from RefSeq and is a predicted model, not a curated record. NCBI's taxonomy places the organism in Eukaryota, Metazoa, Chordata, Actinopteri, Salmoniformes, Salmonidae.
CGUCGUUGCCAAGGUUUCCGUGUACGCGCUCCAAGAGCGGAGACGCGCUGCCGCUGAGAUUCAGUGUCUCUGUAGCCAUGGCGGCGGAUCUACACCCGGAGUGGAUCUCUCGUCUCCCUUCUUCAUGGAGUUACGGGGUCACUCGGGACGGACGAGUCUUCUUCAUCAACGAAGAAGCAAAGAGUACAACCUGGUUGCAUCCAGUCAGUGGAGAGGCAGUGAUAACUGGCCACAGGAAAACUCCAGAUUUACCGACUGGAUGGGAGGAGGGAUUUUCGUUCGAGGGGGCUCGGUGCUUCAUAAACCACAAUGAGCGGAAGGUGACCUGCAAGCAUCCUGUCUCGGGCUGUCCCUCACAAGACAACUGCAUCUUUGUCGUCAACGAACAGUUUCCUUCUAAAGAAAGGUCUGCCCCCAAAGCGCCAGCGAAUGAGAAGGAGCGUCCUCUGAGCACCAUGAGUAGCGAGGCCUCCAACUACACAGGCAGCUCGGACUAUGCUACGCACCAAAGUAGCCCCGCAGCCAGACCGUCAAGAUCCUCAAAAAAAAUUCACAACUUUGGGAAGAGAUCCAACUCGAUACGGAGAAACCCCAAUGCCCUGGUCGUUAAGAGUAACUGGCUUUACAAACAGGACAGCACGGGGAUGAAGCUAUGGAAGAAGAGGUGGUUUGUGCUGUCUGAUAUGUGUCUGUACUACUACAGAGAUGAGAAAGAGGAGGGUAUUCUCGGCAGCAUCCUCCUGCCUAGCUUUCGAAUAUCUAUGCUGUCUGUCGACGACCACAUCAACAGAAAAUAUGCCUUCAAGGCGACUCAUCCCAACAUGCGGACCUACUACUUCUGCACAGACGCAGCCAAAGACAUGGAGUCUUGGAUGAAGGUGAUGACAGAUGCUGCCCUGGUGCACUCUGAGCCUAUCAGGAGCAGGUCGCUCAAAGUGGAACAGUGCGGUCCUCAGGAUGUCAGUAACCACGUUACCCAGAACCACAGACCGGUUCUAACCCGACCAGAGAUCCAGAACAACGAGCGGAACAGGACCGAGGCCGACAGGGAACAUCACACCAUCGCCGCCAUAACCACGGUAACCACUGUCACUGCCGAGGAGGAGGAGGAUAGGAAGCAGCGUGAUGCAGAGCGCUACGGGUUUCAGAAGGAAGGGGCAGAGAGGGACCGGCCGCUCACCAAGAUCAACAGCAUCAAACUAGAACCAGAUCAGGCUUCUGCUGUACCUGCUGACAUCACACCAGACGGGCCCUACAGAGACCCACAGGUGAACGGUGCUGGGGACCAGAGCCCAGGGGAGAUGAUGACCAACCCCCAGCCCCAUCGGACCCCCUCUAUCCAGGGCAGCAUGACCCCCACCACCCCUACCCCCCAGUACCCCCAUGGGGAACCUGAACCCAGGACCCUGACCAGGACCAACUCCAUGCAGCAGCUGGAACAGUGGGUCCGCACACAGAGAGUACGCAACCAGGAUGAUGACACACACAGCAUCAUGUCGUACCAGACACUGCCCAGGAACAUGCCCAGUCACCGAGCCCCUCCAGCCAUGCCUCACUACGGGGACCCCGGCUACCGUACCUUACCCAGGAACAGCAUGGCCCGGCCGGACAGUAUCUGCAGCAUGUCCCCCUCCAUGUAUGACCAGGCCAUGGGCCUGGGCCUGGGGCUAUCCUCUGCAGACAAGAGACGCUCCAUGAGGGACGACACUAUGUGGCAGCUGUAUGAGUGGCAGCAGAGGCAGGCCUAUACCCCCACACGGCCUAUGUCGUCCACUCCCAGACCCUACGGGACCCUGCCCAGCCCCAAGACCAUGAUCAACCUGUCUGAGCACCAGGGUCACGGUCACCACUCCAUCCCCCCCUCACCCUCGCAUGGGUCCCUGUCUAUGUACGGGGGCUACUCGCCCCUCCACUUCUCCUACAACCCCAGCUCCAGUAGGUCUGAGGUGGCCUUCCCUGUAUACCGGGGGGAUGUUACCAUAGACAGAAGACACAGGACACCACAUCUCAACCAGUAUGCCUACCCGCCUGAGAGGAGGUCCAUGCCAGCAGGGAUCCCUGUCCAGACCAUCACUGCCCAGUCUCUGCAAGGAAAAACGCCUGAGGAGCUAACCUUGCUGCUGAUAAAGCUUCGUCGGCAGCAGGCCGACCUAAACAGCGUCCGGGAGCACACUGUAGCACAGCUUAUGCAACUAAACCUCGAUGGUGGCCACAACCCAAAGAACGACAUUCUGUCUCAUCAUCUCCAAAGAAACCUCAUGUAUCUGGACAACCAGGUGAAGGAAAAUCAGCCUUUAAUCGUGAUGAUUCACACGUUGAUAGAGAACUCAGCCCCCAGGCCUCAGCUGUACCAGCACCACGUCAGAAUGAGCCCAGAGGACCACAGGGAACACGCCUACAUGUGCAGCCCCGAGGAGGUUGACAUCGAUGCCAAGCUGAGCAGGUUGUGUGAACAGGACAAGGUUGUGAGGAUACGUGAGGACAAGCUCCAGCAGCUACACAGAGAGAAGCACACCCUGGAGACAGCCCUGCUGUCGGCCAGUCAGGAGAUAGAGAUGAGUGCUGAUAACCCAGCAGCCGUACACAGUGUUAUCCAGCAGAGAGACGUGCUGCAAAGUGGCCUGCUCAGCACCUGUAGAGAACUGUCACGAGUCAACACUGAGUUGGAGCGGUCGUGGAGGGAGUAUGAGAAGCUGGAGGGAGACGUCUCAUUGGCCAAGGACAACCUGCUGGAGCAGCUAGAGGCCCUGGGGAGCCCUCAGACGGAGCCUCCCAGCCAUCAGCAUGUCCACAUCCAGAAGGAGCUGUGGAGGAUCCAGGACGUGAUGGAGGCCCUCAACAAGAACAAGACCCAGAGACACACAGACACACAGGGACACUACGGCUCCACACCCAUCUCCAACAUACACAAGAGUGAGGAGGAGGUGGAGGACCUCUCAGCUCCCCCAAGACCGCCCUUACCCCAGGCCUACGAGCCCAACAGCCCUGCUGUACCCCCCCUCCCCUCUCGUGUUGCCUCCAGCGGGCGACCGGCACCCCCACCGCCACCACACCGGAGUCCAGAGGACAGGGACAGGAAGGCCGGCCAGAGGAACGGAACACACAGCGGUCCUGACUACAGGCUGUAUAAGAGUGAACCAGAGUUGACCACCGUAGCAGAGGUGGAUGAAACCAACGGAGAGGACAGAUCAGAACAGUCUGACAGAGACCCAGCAAACACAAAAGGAAUGUCCUACCCCGUUGGCAUCGUUCCCCCCAGAACCAAAUCUCCCAACAUGCCAAAUUCCUCCAGCAUCAACUCCUACGUCACCCUGAGGAGGGGAGGGAGGCCAGACCCGCGCAUGGAGCGACCUCAUAGUGCUGUAGACCAGCUGUCUGGUGGGGCUGUGGAGAAGGACAGUGGCAGAUCCAGAAUGAGUGUAGAAGAGCAGCUGGAGAGGAUCAGGAGACACCAACAGGGGGCGCUAAGAGAGAAGAAGAAGGGGCUUCACAUCCUGGCAGGAAGUAGCUGCAACAGCCCGCAGGACUACACCACACACAGCCACAGUACCACAUCAACACCGUCACGUAGCCCUUCGUUCACCAAGGAGAACCCCUUCCGCAGCAUGCAGAACCGUCGUCAGCGCGGCGAGGGGAUGAGCAGUGACAUCCUGGAGUUGGAGGCGUCACUCAGAGAACAGGAAGUGGUCAGAGAGCAGGAGACGCCGGCCGAGGAGAUAGCACGCCUUAAAGAGGCCACACACACUGACCACUACAACAUGGACAGAGAGCUGUCAGUCCCUGAGAAGGUGUUGAUUCCAGAGCGUUAUGUGGAGUCAGAUCCAGAGGAGUCUCUCAGUCCAGAGCAGGAGGCUGACAAACAAAAGAAAGUGGACCGCAUCAAAGCCCUCAUCGCCAAAAACAGUAUGCAGAAUGUUCUCUCUCCUCCAGGUCCAGAGAAGGAGGCUGAAGAGGAAACCACAGCUCAGGAUCAUGAGAAAAUGAUCAACAUAUCCUAUGAACUGGCUGCUGAGGCCUCCAAACGCAGCAAGCUGGUGGCAGUGCGCAGCUUGUCAUCCUCCUCACCUCCUCCUGAGCCCCAACCCUCCUCAUCUCCACCUCCUAACACACAGCCCCCCCCCCAGCUCACUGAUGGCUCCCACUUCAUCUGUGUCUAGUAGUGGCAGCACCUUGGCCUCAAUGAAGACCUACACGUGAGAAGACCUCUUCACUAGGACAUGACACACCCAGCACAAAAUCCAACAAACUGGACUGACAGACUGAUGGCCCGCUAGACCACGCCAUGCUCUGUUCAAUCUAUACCUUACUACAGUAUGACAUCACAUCCUCCUGUGCCAUGAUGUCAGUUCAUGUUGCCACAUCCCCCCCCUUUAACAUCACCACCACUUUCCCCUCUCCCCCCCCCUACUCUCCAUGUUAUCACCCUUCUCCCCCCCCUACUCUCCAUGUUAUCACCCUUCUCCACCCCCCUACUCUCCAUGUUAUCACCCUUCUCCCCC